This is a messenger RNA of Lachancea dasiensis, 1440 nucleotides long. NCBI's taxonomy places the organism in Eukaryota, Fungi, Ascomycota, Saccharomycetes, Saccharomycetales, Saccharomycetaceae. The record is from the annotation of a GenBank genome assembly.
AUGGGUUUGAAUAGCCAGUUCCGGGACUUGGGUAUCUCCGAGACGUUUGAAGCAUACAGAGAUCAUGUAAAUACUGAGGUGCUUGAUAAACAUGCACACAACAUCAAGACUGAUGAGCUAUCGCUAACUAAAGCCAAGACCAGCAAGGACAAAGCAAAUAGAGCUACCGUGGAAAAUGUGCUAGAUCCUAGAACUAUGCGUUUCCUGCAUGCCCUCACCAGUCGAGGUGUAAUAUCGGAAAUGAAUGGUUGCCUCAGUACGGGUAAAGAAGCUAACGUAUACCAUGCAUUUUCAGGUUAUGGCAACGGAGACGACCAGAGUAGACGUGAGCUAGCCAUCAAAAUAUAUAAAACAUCGAUUUUGGUUUUUAAGGACCGGGAGCGAUACGUGGAUGGUGAAUUUCGGUUUAGAAACUCGAGAUCCCAACAUAACCCCAGAAAAAUGAUUAAGAUUUGGGCUGAAAAGGAAUUUCGAAACCUCAAGCGGAUCCACCAGAGUAAGGUGAUACCUGCUCCAGAGCCCAUAGAGGUAAAGUCUAACGUUUUGGUUAUGGAGUUUUUGAACAGAGGCGACGGUUUCGCGUCACCAAGAGUUAAAGACUAUCCAUUCAAAGAUGGAGAGGAGAUAACAUUUUAUUACUGUACUAUGGUAGCCUAUAUUCGAUUAUUGUAUCAGAACUGCCAACUUGUGCAUGCUGAUCUCUCAGAAUACAAUGCCAUCAUCCACGAAAAGAAGCUCUACAUCAUUGACGUGUCUCAAAGUGUGCAGCCGGAGCACCCAAUGAGUCUGGAUUUUCUGAGAAUGGAUAUCAAAAAUAUCAACAGCUAUUUUGAACGUAUGGCGAUUGACAUUUUCCCCGAACGAAUCAUCUUCCAGUUUGUAAUUUCAGAAACUCUGGACAAAUUUGGCGGUGAUUAUAACUCUGUGGAUGAUCUAGUGGAGUAUGUUGCAAAAACUCUACCGAUCAAAUGCACACCUGAGGAUGAGGCUGAGGAUGGUGUUUUCAGGUCACUGCAUUUGGUGAGAAACCUGGGCGGUUUGGAAGAGCGGGAUUUUGACCGCUUCACACUUGGCAAAUUUGACCUCUUGAAAAGUCUCAUAAGUAGUGACAACAAAAAGAAUGCUAAGAAUUUCACAGCUGCGGAACAGUUCGAAAUUUCUUCCUCUAGUGGCGAAGAGGAUAGCGCCUCCGAUAGUGAAGGAGGUGACGUCAGCGAUAGUGAUGAGGACAGUGGGAUUGAGGAAGAGAGUGAUUCGGACGAUUCUGAAAAAAGCUAUUACGAGAAGACGAAAGAGUUGAAAGGUAAAAAACACGAAGAUAAGGACUCCAAGAAACAGCGGAAAGAAGAGGCGAAAGAGUCCAAACGUGAAAGAAGAAAGACCAAAGUGAAAAAGCACGUCAAGAAAAAACUGGUCAAGAAAACGAAAUCCAAGAAGUAG